GUCUGAACCAAUAACAUCUACAAAUUCCAAACUGUUAAGUGGAGAUGAGCUGAUCAUUGACCUGCAACCCAUCUCAACAUCACACUGUCAGACACAUGUUGAAGAAGUCAGUAAGAUCUCAACAUUGGAUGGAGAAGGUAGAGAGAAGCUAUACCCAAACUCACAACAACCAGAGAACAUCCGUGCAGUUCCCAUCCACCGCCGUCCAGAUCUGCUGAUCCCCUGCGCAGACCUGGUCAACUCUGAGUGGCACAGGAGCCAGGGCGCCCGUGUUCACUCCCUCCAGAAGUCCUGUCCAGACUUCCCAAUCUCUCUGGUGCUCCUGCAGGGCCACAGAAAGGCAGAAAGUCUGCUUGGUCAUGCCCGCCUAUCUCGAGUCGUAGGUCACGGCACCAGCCUGUUCGUUGAGUCAGUGGUUGUGCCCAAGGCGGAGCGAGGGAAGGGCUAUGGUCGGAUUUUGAUGAAGGAGACUGAGCACUACGCCAAAAGCCAAGGGUUCAAGCGUCUGUGCCUGACCACCCAUGAUAAGCAGCACUUUUACUCACACCUCGGUUACGUGCUGUCGACACCAGUGCAGAAUGCAGGCUCCAUGACGACGUUUGUUCCCAUGGAGAUGCUUCUGAAGUUCUCCAGAAUGCCAAGCGAGGAGGCGAGCAUGCAAAAACAAACACGGGCAAAGAAGGAUGCCCCAGUACCACAAAGCAACAGGGACUCAGGAGGUACUUCUUCUCUUAUAGGAGGCCCAUUGCUCCCUCCACAUCCUCCUCCCCCACCACCUCCUCCCUCCAUUCUCCCUUCACCUCCUCCUCCCGUAAAGGAGCUUGUAGUUCAGACACUGACUGAAACUCCCUACAGAGAUGCCAGAGGAGUUCCCAUCUACUGGAUGCACAAAGACAUUUAAGGAAUACACAAUCAGAUGCACUUGGAAAUCAUUUCAGCUACAUUAAUGAACAGGUGUAUAUUUAUAUGUGCACCCAUCAAAAGAUACCAAAAAGAAACGUAUGCACAAACAAAUAAAGCACACACACCAUUACAGGAACAGUGGAGCCGACGAAUAUCAACAUUCAAACGCUGACAAAAGUACUGGAGCAUGUGCAUUGAGAAAGAACUAGGCACAUGCUGUAUGUGUGUUACUGCCUCCCAUUAGUGUACAGAAAGAGAUGUAGUGUAAGCGCUCAGACAACACUCGUUAUUUAAUAUAUAGCUUAAAAAUGACAAGAAAUUUGACUUGACAUGAAGCUUCUCAUUCUGUGUUGCAGCACCUGCCUCUUAUUAUUAUAGUCUGGGCCACCGUUCUGAUUGGACAGUUUGUUGGAUUUUUUAAAAUGAAAAUAAAGGUGAAUGCUCAGACACAAUUGUAUCAGACACAAUUAUUGAAAAAUUGCAGACGUAAAACUGUAAUUGUUGGAGGACAACAAAAGGUUGUUUAUGUACACUCAGUCCGUGCUUUCACUUCUAAA
Messenger RNA from Monopterus albus (swamp eel), 1460 nucleotides. It is a transcript of the gene naa80, whose product is annotated as N-alpha-acetyltransferase 80, NatH catalytic subunit. Lineage: Eukaryota; Metazoa; Chordata; Actinopteri; Synbranchiformes; Synbranchidae. Gene Ontology annotation, biological process: protein acetylation. Gene Ontology annotation, cellular component: cytoplasm. The transcript has a single exon. The record is from RefSeq and is a predicted model, not a curated record. The annotation marks the transcript as partial. Gene Ontology annotation, molecular function: N-acetyltransferase activity; acetyl-CoA binding.